Equus quagga is the source of this 4036-nucleotide messenger RNA. Its product is annotated as tetratricopeptide repeat protein 39B-like. Gene Ontology annotation, biological process: negative regulation of cholesterol storage; regulation of cholesterol metabolic process; regulation of cholesterol efflux. Bases 670 to 2439 code for a protein of 589 amino acids. Gene Ontology annotation, molecular function: protein binding. The transcript has 4 exons. NCBI's taxonomy places the organism in Eukaryota, Metazoa, Chordata, Mammalia, Perissodactyla, Equidae. The record is from RefSeq and is a predicted model, not a curated record.
AUCUUGCCUGUAAACCCUUGGCCUUUCCCGCGGUGUCCCGCCCCUUCCCCUCCCCCUUUUCCUGUACCCUCCUUAUUUUCCUUUCCUUCUCCCUCCCCCCUUUGAUUUUUCCCAAUCUAGGCGCCGUGAGCUCUGGUAAUCUUACUACAGGUGCAUUAGCCCGGCCUUAUGAAAGGCUGUAAAAUUUAACCGCUCAUGUUGCAGCCGUCGCCGCCUUUCUGCUGGGGGACCCGGCCUAGACUGCUACUCAGUGACCUUUGGGGCUCAUCGGAGGUAAUCGGGAGUUUGGCCAGGGAAAAUUCCAUGGGAGCAGGGUCUUUGUUUUGUUCACUGCUGUAUCCCCGGCACCAAGGAUAGUGCUCAGCAUUAGAAGGAGCUCAAACAGAAUAUUUUAAGUAAAAGAAUGAUAGCAGUGUGACUCCACCUCGAUCACCAGAAGCUUUGGAACUCCUACACAAAGCAGUCUGCACACCAAGCCUCAUUUAAAACAAUUCAAUGAGAAUAUCCUAAUGCUGCACCUCACAGCUAUUAGUUUGUUUGCCUCCAAUACAACAGCAACACCUCAGGCUGUGGAAGAAGUGACCCCAGUCAGGAGAGCAGGAGCUACCUUCAUUGCAGACACAUCACUCCACUUCAGAUAUUUCCCACCUCUAAAUUGGAGAAGGAAAUAUGUCAUUCACUCUAAGUAAAAGAGAAAACGAUAAGGAGGAUGACGUGACAUCAUUUACUCUAAUUAAGGGAGAGAAUGAUAAGGAGGAAAAGUUUGAAGACGCCUAUGAAUUUAUCCCUGUGGCAACAACAAUGAAUCUAGUAUCUUCCCUGGAAGAAUGCACAACUGGACUGUAUUUAUUUCUGAAUAACAGAUUCUCAGACGCCAUAAAUCUCAUUCAUCCAUGGUCAAAAAACAGCAUAUACCAUGCUCUACUUUAUAGUAUCCUUACGGUUGUCAAGGGCAUCUUGACUUUUGAUCCAGAGGAUAUACAGAAUGGAACGACUGCUGCCCAAGAAGCUUUGAAAACCUGUCACAGUUUCCGAAGAAAAUCCAGAAUGAUAAGUUUUUCUCAUCUAGUAAGUAAACAGGGAAUAAAGGCAAUCAGAGAAGAGGAAUUGCAUGCAGAAGUCUGCUAUGCUGAGUGUUUGAUCUUGAAAGCCACUAUAACAUUUAUACAGGAGGACAGUGUGCUUAAUUUUCUUAAAAGUGGGAUCAGCGUUGGGUCAAGUUAUCAAAUAUACAAAGACUGUCAACAAGUAUUAACACAUUUACCUAACCACCAAAGCAAAACCCACAGACAUCUGGUUGGAGGAAUAAAAUUUGGACUUGGAGCAUUCAAUUUGAUAUUAUCACUUGUGCCACCAAAGACACUCAAAAUACUCAAUAUGGUCGGAUAUUCUGGUGAUAGAGAGUUAGGCUUGACUUUGCUUAAUGAGAGUGCAUCUGAAUCCCAUUUAAAUAAUAUCUUAAGUCUGUUGACUCUACUCUUUUAUUACAGUUAUAUCCAUGUAGCUUUUGGUGUUGAAAAGGGUCACAGUUCUGCUAUAGAAGAUCUCUUUCUAAUCUACCUUCAGAAAUUUCCAAAGUGUGUCAUACUUAAAUUUUUUCAGGCACGUUUUAGUAUGCUGAAAGGAAAUUUUGAAAAUGCACAAUUAGCUUUAGAGGAGUGCAUUUUUCUCCAGAAUGAAUGGAAGCAGAUUCAUCACCUCUGUUACUGGGAACUCAUGUGGUGUCACAUUUUUCUGCAGGAUUGGAAGCACGCUUACUACUAUGCCGAUCUACUGUUUCACCACAGCAGGUGGUCCAAGACAAUGUAUUUGUACAGUAAAGCUGUACUACUGGCCUUGUUUCCGUCUGAUUUUGUGAAAUCGCUAGGUGAGGAUAUGAACUCUCUCUUCAUAAAAGUGGAUAGCCUGAAAGCCAAAAUUUUAGGAACUUCUGUGCCAAUUGAAAAGUUUGUUGCUGAGAAGGGCCAGCGCUAUGGUACUACCACAGGCUGGUUUACAGCACAGCCCCUUCUGGAAUUCAUUUAUGCCUGGAGUGGUUUCCGAAUCAUGAGCAAAAAACUAGGCCUUAUCAAAAGCUGGCUUUCAAUAAUUGACAAAGGCGAAGAACUUUUACGAGAACAUCCAAAUAAAGAGUAUGGCACAGAUGACAUAAGUUUCCUAAAUUUACUGAAAGGUCUAUGUCUGAAACACUUAGGCAGAUAUUCCAUGGCUGAGGAGUACUUUAAUCGUGUCAUUCAAAAGGAAAAAUUGUUAAAAUAUGACCACUAUUUGGUGCCAUAUACUUACUAUGAACUGGGAGUUCUAUACUAUCUAAAAGGAGAUCAUGCCAAUGCGACAAAAAGCCUGGACAACAUAAAAAACUACAAAGACUAUUCCAUGGAAGCCCGAUUACAGUUUAGGGCUCACAUAGCCCUUGAACAAAUAGCUAAAGAAAAGUGAUUUAGACACAAAGUGUGGUUUUGUUUAUUAUGAAUGAAGUAUCUACAGUUAGCAAGGUAAUUAACAGGUAGGAAAAUCAUUUCAUUGUGGAAGAAAUCCAAGAAGAGGCGGCUGCUAAGAAUCUGACCAGUAACAAGUAAGAAAGGAAUUGGCCAUUACUUUUCCCCCUUUCCUUCUGCAUACAUAUAAAAUGGAAUGUCUUAGACUGGCAAAUGGAGUGAUGCACAUUCUUGAAAAAGAAAAGGCAAAUGAUGUACAUUAUAUACUCUCUUAUAUGUUAUAAAUUGAUCAAUUAUGUUAGAUAGCAUUGUCAAAAACUCAAAAAAUAUUUUUUACCAUCUCACUAGUAUACAACUUGCAAAUAAAAUAGGGAAAGUAGCUACACUAGGAAUCCCAGCCCCCUGUAAAUGUUUUGAUUUAAUUGUUAAAAGAAAGAAAAAAAGACUUUAAGGUCUUACUGACAUUUCAAAACAAUGAUACACUGAAUAGCAUAGACUGAAUGGUUUUCCCUCAUACACGAUAAUUUUCAUUGGCUUUUUAUACCAGAGAAGAUAUUUUCCCCCUGUGUGAUCAGUAGUACAUUUUACUUGUUUUCAUUGGGGAGCUCAAAAAAGGGUCUAUAAUUUGCCACAGGAUAGAGAAGAAAGGAGUCCUCCCCUUACACACACACACACACACACACACACACCCCUUCUGAAGAUAAUUGGAGGCGGCCAAGGAUGCACUGGGUAGAGAAAAAGAAGACUAGGCUGGUGGAGGGAGAGUUUAGUUACCAUAGCCUAGCUUAGUUGCUCUCCCUAACGUGCAAUUCCUAUUAAGACUUCAACAUAAUUAAACUGCUUGCAUCUAUCCUGUUGCGAUUGUUAGUGGGCUAACCUGAGAGCAGCUGUAUGUAGGGGGCUCCAUAUUGUUUUGCCUGCCUUAGGGAUAAAAUCAGUACCUAAUUUCCAGACCAUUAAGUCUGGCUGAGUGUAUCCUCCUUGCUGUCACUCUUGGAAACCGAAGUUCCUGGGAAAGUUUGGUUUGCUAAAACACAAGUGUAACACUUUCUCAUGCUUUGGCUGUGCAGACAACUAACUGAACCACAAUGAGGAGCUAGUAUUUCAGAUUUAGAAAUGCUUACUUUGAAAAACAUGCUCCUCAUUAAUUAAAAAUAGACCUUUAGGUGAACAAUUGUGGUUGAGUUAUUCCCCAUUAUUUAAUCAGUAUGGUAUAGUAGUUAAUUUAACCACUCUCGCCUGAUUACCUGGCUUUGUGUCCUAGCUCUGUCACUAACUAGCUAUGUGGACUUGGGCCUCUGUGCCUCAGUUUCCUUAGCUAUAAAAUAGGUAUAAUAAUAGUUCCUAUCUCCUGGUUUUUGUGUGUUAAUUAAGACAGAGUUAAUACACAUUUAUUAUUACUACUACUACUAGUAAGAAUUAUAAUACAUUGUUCUUCAGUGCAGAGGAUUUAAAUUAUUUUCUUGGGAAAAAACAAAGGUCUCUUUGUUACCUGCUUUGCCAAUCUAAAAUUUGACCUGUUAACUUGCUUUUUCUAUUCUUAGUUUAUCUUGGUCACUUAUGAAAUAAGUAACUCUCUGCCUAAAUUAUGGUUUUGU